This is a messenger RNA of Myotis brandtii (Brandt's bat), 2085 nucleotides long. RefSeq names its product G patch domain containing 3 (gene GPATCH3). Gene Ontology annotation, biological process: negative regulation of RIG-I signaling pathway; positive regulation of DNA-templated transcription; negative regulation of type I interferon production. NCBI's taxonomy places the organism in Eukaryota, Metazoa, Chordata, Mammalia, Chiroptera, Vespertilionidae. The coding region runs from base 24 to 1574 and encodes 516 amino acids. The record is from RefSeq and is a predicted model, not a curated record. The transcript is spliced from 7 exons. Gene Ontology annotation, molecular function: nucleic acid binding.
CGUGGAUCACGUGACAGGCCAAGAUGGCGGUGCCCGGCGAGGCGGAAGAAGAUGCGGCCGUUUACUUAAUAGUGAGUGGCAUCCCCUCGGAGUUGCGCUCGGCCCAGCUGCGGAGCUACUUCAGCCAGUUCCGGGAGCAGAGCGACUGCGGCUUCCUUUGUUUCCAUUACCGGCACCGUCCUGAGCGGGCCCCUCCGCUGGCUACUCCCGCAUCUGCCCUAACUCCUACCGGCCAGAGUCUUGCCCAGACUUCAGUCACCGACGGCCGCACGCGGGACUCUGUCCCCGUCCAGACCCGCACCUGCUGCUGUGUCGUCUCCGUCCGAGGGUCCGCUCAAGCCCAGAAGUUUCUUCGCAUGUAUUCCGGCCGCCAGUGGCUAGAUUCUCAGGGGACUUGGUUGCCCAGUCGUUGUUUCAUCCGCAAACUUCGGCUACCUACUGAGGCAGCAGGUUUGGGCUCCUUUCCCUUCAAGACCCGGAAGGAACUGCAGAGUCGGAAGGCUAAGAGUGAAGCCUUCACCCUCGCUGACCUGAGACAACUGCCAGAGCUGAACCCACCAGUGCUAAUGCCCAAUGGGAAUGUGGGGACGCCCCUGCAGGUCUUUUUGGAGUUGAUCCGGGCCUGCCGCCUGCCCCCUCGCAUCAUCACCCAGCUGCAGCUCCAGUUCCCCAAGACAGGCUCCUCCCGACGCUACGGCAAUGUACCAUUCAGGUAUGAGGAUUCAGAGACUGUGGAGCAGGAAGAGCUUGUGUACACGGCUGAGGGUGAGGAAAUACCCCAGGGAACCUGCCUGACAGACAUACCAGCCAGCCUCUGUGGAGACCCCGAGGAAGAAGGGGAAAAGGAGGAGGAAGAAUCACACUCAGAUGAUGACGAUGACCGUUGUGAGGAGUGGGAACGGCAUGAAGCGCUGCAUGAGGAUGUGACUAGGCAGGAGCGUACCACUGAGCGGCUCUUUGAGGAGGAGAUCGAGCUCAAGUGGGAGAAGGGCGGCUCUGGCCUGGUGUUCUACACAGAUGCUCAGUACUGGCAGGAGGAAGAAGGAGACUUUGAUGAACAGACAGCCGAUGACUGGGAUGUGGACAUGAGCGUGUACUACGACAGAGAUGGUGGAGACAAGGAUGCCCGAGACUCUGUCCAAAUGCGCCUGGAACGGAGACUCCGUGAUGGCCAGGAGGAUGGCUCCGUGACUGAAUGCCAGGUGGGCACCUUUGAGCGCCACACCAAGGGCAUUGGGCGGAAGGUGAUGGAGCGACAGGGCUGGGCUGAAGGCCAGGGCCUGGGAAGCCAGUGCUCAGGGGUGCCUGAGGCCCUGGAUAAUGAUGGCCAGCACCCCAGAUGUAAGCGUGGACUGGGGUACCACGGAGAGAAGCUACAGCCAUUUGGGCAAAUGAAGAGGCCCCGCAGAACUGGUUUGGGACUCAUCUCCACCAUCUAUGAUGAACCUCUGCCCCAGGACCAAGGGGAGUUGCUGCUCCGACGCCAGCCACCCACCAGCAUGAAGUUUCGGACAGAUAUGACCUUUGUGAGGGGUUCCAGCUCUGCCUUUGACAGCUUCUCAGAGCCUGAGUGACGAGUUCAGGGACUUCCUUCGUCAGGAUCACUCAUUACUGCCCUGGCCUUUUCUCCCACCGAAGCAGGAAGAAGUCUGGGAGCAGCAACUUGCCGCGCUCCUUCAGGGUGCUUUGUUCUGAACUUGCCUUCUGGCUCUCUACCUCAGGGGCAUUUUUUCAAAAAAGCCCCCUAUCCUCCCCUUUGAUAUUAGGACUUAAUGACCGCUCUUAGUUGAUCUCCUAAUCCUGGUCCGUUUGGGCUUGCCCCUGUCACCUCCCCCAGUACCUUGAAAAGCUGGAUUGACUGAGGUUAUCAACACAGCCUUCUUUGGGUGGUGUCACCUUGAAGGUCAGAAAGAAUGAGAAAGGGACCUGGAAGAGAAGAGGAUUUGUGGUGCUCGGAAGAGACGGUCUUGGGGCGGGCCUUCCACUGCCUCUCCCCCUGACCGGCUGGGACUAGACGGCAGAGAAUCAGCGGGAGGUGGUCCGGAUCUGCGAUCGAAUGGUAGAAUAAAGAAGUUUAUGACCGGA